Messenger RNA from Alternaria metachromatica, 2295 nucleotides. RefSeq lists its product as uncharacterized. Bases 1 to 2295 code for a protein of 764 amino acids. The transcript is spliced from 6 exons. The record is from RefSeq and is a predicted model, not a curated record. Gene Ontology annotation, cellular component: nucleus. Gene Ontology annotation, molecular function: DNA binding; DNA-binding transcription factor activity, RNA polymerase II-specific; zinc ion binding. Lineage: Eukaryota; Fungi; Ascomycota; Dothideomycetes; Pleosporales; Pleosporaceae. Gene Ontology annotation, biological process: DNA-templated transcription; regulation of DNA-templated transcription.
AUGGCUUCCAACGGAUCCGAAUCGCCAGACGAGUCGUUCUUCAACGACCUCUCCCAACAAGCGCAAGACCCGAAUGCUACCAACAGUCAGGAAACGCAACAGGAUGGAUCAAGCAAGGUCAAGAGGAUUGCCUGUGUUCUGUGUAGGAAGCGGAAGUUGCGAUGCGACGGCACCCGGCCAACAUGUUCGACCUGUAAACGUCUAAACCACGAUUGCGCAUACGACGAAGUACGCAAGAAAAGUGGACCCAAGCGCGGCUACGUCAAGCUGCUCGAACAACGGCUGCAGCAAGUCGAGACCCUCCUCAAGACACAAGACACAACCGACUCGAGCAAGGACGCCCCGCACCAGGACGCCGCUUCCGCAUACGUCGCGAACACUGUAAAUCAAUCGCUGCCGAAUUCUAGAGAUGUGCCCAACACAACAGGCAAUACUCAAGCGGCCGGUCGGUCGGGGAUUAAUGGCGCAAGCCCAUUCCAAAAUAUCGGUAUACCAGGGAACGACGCGGGGCAAGAGACCUCGUGGGAGAUGAUAGGGCUUGGGCUCGAGGAACCUUUACCUCCCCAAGAAAUCAUGGACGAUUUGUACGAGCAGAACCUGGCCCGUAGCAUGAUCCAUCUCACACUGCCCGUCAUACACAGACCACGGUUUAUGGCCGCACUGAACCUGUCUCCUCAAGCGCGCCCACCGGUUUGCCUGCGGUAUAUCAUGUGGACCCUAGCCGCUUCCAUCACAGACAAGUACGAGGCGUUACAAGAGCAUUUCUACCAACGUGCUAGGAAAUAUGCGCAGAUGGAUGAGAUGAGAGGCCACGGAGAGUCGACCAUCACCCUUGCGCAUUGCCAGACAUGGGUUUUGAUGGCUACGUACGAGUUCAGACAGAUGUACUUCCCAAGAGCCUGGAUGUCAUCCGGGAGAGGUUCAAGACUAGCCCAGAUGAUGCAGCUGCAUCGCCUGGACGGAGUUGGACUAGAUGUAAAGCAAUGCCUGGCUCCACCCAAGGAUUGGACCGAGCGUGAGGAACGGCGGAGAACCUUUUGGCUAACCUUUUGCAUUGAUCGAUACGCGAGUAUUGGAACUGGCUGGCCCAUGACCUACGAUGAGAAAGACAUCAUGACAAACCUGCCAGCAAGCGAAGAAGCGUUCGACAAGAGUAAGCCCAUGGAUACUGGAUCACUGGACCAAUUACUCAAUCCUAAUGGCGUGCAAAACCUUCAACCACUUGGCGGUAUCGUCCUUACAGCUGCAAUGUUUGGCCGUAAUCUGCUUCACUUACAUCGACCACUGUCAGAUGACAACGAGAACGAUAUCAAUGGCGGAUUCUGGAAUCGACAUCGAAGCAUCGAGCGUAUACUUCUGCAGACCUCGCUGAGCCUGCCGGAUAGCAUACGCCUGCCAUCCGGUAUAGCCGAACCCAACGUAGUGUUCACGAACAUGUGCAUACAUACGUCGGCAAUAUGUCUUCACCAAGCAGCCAUCUUCAAAGCAGACAAAUUCCGGCUACCAGCAAGCGUCAGCAAUGAAAGCAAGAUUCGUUGCGUAACAGCAGCAGCCGAGAUUGCUUCCAUCAUGCGGAUGAUCAGUCAUAUGGACCUCGGUUCAGCGAUGGAAGCUCUUCGACGGAAGAACCCACUCACAGAGUCGUUCUUGGUGCAAUUAGAUCUUGAUCUAGAGGGUGCAGGUCUGCAGGGCAUGCGUCAUCAGCCAUACACACAGCCCACGCGCAAAGUGAGUCAAACUCCAGAGGUCCUCCAGGGACUCAGUGAUACGAUUGGGAGUCGAUUGAGUCAGAGUUAUCCCAAAGGCUUCGGAAGUACUGCAGCUCAAGCCUUCGGGCCCGCCGGUGGUUUUACUUUCCAGGACAACGAGAUGGACCUCUCCGGAGGCGAUAGGGGUGUCGAUCAGCCCAGCCCCGCCACAAUAAGCUCACAGUCAAGAGGAGGCUCGACGUCACAUUCUUCUUACUCACCAGGCCAACCAAUCGAACACAACAUGCCAUACCGGGCAUCUCCAAAGAUGACGGGGCCAGGCUCUGGCAGCGUCUUCCCAGACCUCGCAGCUAAUAGAGGAACGUUUCCUACAAAUGGCUUCAAUCUACCCAGCAACAUGGGCAACGAAGCUUAUACUGAUGGCUUCGUAAUGGGUAACGAAUGGGAAUACGCAGCGUUGAACGCGGGGACAGGCCUGACGCCCAUGGCAGACGCGUCCUGGGAUUCGAUGUUGGAAAGCGUCACGAUGGGAUGGGAUUCAGUUGGCCCUGGGCAUGAGAAUCAACCGAAUGCUGCUGGAGUAUGA